Molecule: messenger RNA, 168 nt
Organism: Gongylonema pulchrum
Lineage: Eukaryota; Metazoa; Nematoda; Chromadorea; Rhabditida; Gongylonematidae
Source: the annotation of a GenBank genome assembly
AUGAAUAUGGAAAAUGUUGGCCAGCGCGAUGAUCCAUCAGUUGAUGUGGUAACACUGGAAACGCCAAGUCUUUCAGCAAUGCUUGGAACUAAUUCGGCAGCAGCACUACCACGUUCUUUGUUUUCUUUUAUGGAAUUUAAUUUUUUUCUUUUCAUUUUUUUUAUCUAA